GGGGGUGCGGGUUUGUGCGUGUCACUCGCGUGGCUGGCCGCCUCCAUUGAUUGGCUGGCUGUGAUUACCGGCACACUUCUGUGCGCGGCGUGGACGCGCCGCGGGCGUCCUGAUGUUAAUGAGCAGCUCCCCCGGCACGGGGCAGACCUGCCGCACCAUUCAUCCACCUCAUCCUGGGCGCGGGGGGGCGCACGAGCGGGGGCCGGUCAUUGUCCGGCUGCCGUAUAUAAGCGGGCUGAGGCCGGUCGUGUGCCAGGCUCACCGGCUCACGCGAGCUGACCCAGAGCACUGAGACCCACGUGACGCGUGCCGCCAGUCCCCUCCAGCACACGGCCGGUCCCGCCGGACCCGAGCUCUGAGAACUCCUGCACCCCUUCAGAUCGGAACCCGUCCCGCCGCGGCAUGGACUCUGCGUAUUCGGACAUCGACAGCAACAGCUGCGACUUUUACUCGCACACCGAUGACGAGGACGCCCGCGUGCCGCGCCCAGCCUCCCCGGAGCGCGAGCAACAGCAGAGGAAACGGCGCCGCGGCCGCGCGCGCUCCGAUGCCACCGUGCAGGUGGUGAAGAAGAACCGGCGGCUGAAGGCCAACGACCGGGAACGGAACCGCAUGCACAACCUGAACGACGCGCUGGACGCGCUGCGCGGCGUCCUGCCGGCGUUCCCGGACGAAACCAAGCUGACCAAGAUCGAGACUCUGCGCUUUGCGCACAACUACAUCUGGGCUCUGUCCGAGACCAUCCGCAUCGCAGACCUGCAGGCGGGGAGGCGCAGCGACGCCCCUCUGCUGAUCAGCCCCUCGUGCCUGCGCGAGACCCCGAGCCCCGCCAGCGACCCGUCCGCGUGGAGCCCCAGCGGCUCGUCGUCCGCCUCCUCGCCGGCGUACUGCACGUCCAGCCCGGGCAGCCCCGCCGCGCCGGAGGACUACAGCUGCCUGCAGCAGGACGCGCUGUUCGCCUUCCGCAGCUUCGUGCCGGGCAUCUACUGAGGCGCGCGCGAGGACAAGUUUAUGUUGGAACCAAUUACCCACGUUUGCCUUAUACCCAACUCCCUGCUGCAAAGAGCGCGCGCGGCAACAGCGUAGCGCGCGCGGCUCCCGUCGGAGGUGAAAAGUCAGACUGAAUUAGUAAAGUGAUGAAGCAGAAAACUGAGCGUGAAAAUGGAGUUCCAAAGGCCUGAAAAGAGCCGCGCACGAGCUCUCUUCAUUGUUAUCUGUCUGUCACUCACUCACAUGCACGCGCGCAUUCACACACCCUCUCUGUUUGAUUCUUGUUUUAAUUUAUUUUUAUAGUAACGACAAAUCUGUAUUUUGUACAUAAAGAGAUUUUUAUUCUAUUUACUGAAACU
This is a messenger RNA of Oryzias melastigma (Indian medaka), 1349 nucleotides long. RefSeq names its product neurogenin 1 (gene neurog1). Gene Ontology annotation, molecular function: protein dimerization activity. The transcript has 2 exons. The coding region runs from base 403 to 990 and encodes 195 amino acids. The record is from RefSeq and is a predicted model, not a curated record. Lineage: Eukaryota; Metazoa; Chordata; Actinopteri; Beloniformes; Adrianichthyidae.